UUUCUAAUUCCCUUCCCCCAAAUCUCAACUGGAAUUGGGAAUUCUUUUCAUCUUUAUGACACAAUUACUUAAAAUGGCUUCUUAUAACACAUCACACCUGUUUCUUUCAUCUUGAAUCAAUGCUUGUUUGUGGGUUUCCAUAAAGAACACAAAAAUGAAGGAUUUCCCUUCUUGUUUUGCUGAAAACGGAGUCGCCAUUGCAGAUGCAUCAUGCACCAGCAGCACUGUAAGUAAAAGCAAAGCCUCUCAAAACUUGGUCACGUGUGUUUACCAAUCUAAAUUUCUUGCCAAAUCUCGUUUAAUAAUCAUCACUUGGAGCAAGAAUCUCGUGGGUCAUUGUUUCAGUGUGGAAAUUGAGGAUCUUUCACAUAAAUCUCUCUCUAGACUUGAUGUUAAACCUUCUCUUUUCUCCAAAACCAAAGGUUCCAAGCAUCUUCAAGUGGAUUUCCUCACCAUUGAUGUCUACUGGGACCUCACAAAUGCCAAAUUUGGUUCCACCCCUGAACCCAUUCAGGGUUUCUAUCUGGGUCUUGCUUUUAAGGGACAGAUUGUUUUGUUAAUUGGGGAUCUCACAAAACAAAUCUUGAAGAAAACUGGUUCCAUUCCCAUUGCCUCCCAAUCUUUCUCUAAUUCCUUGGUUUUGAAAAGAGAACACAUUUUUGGGAACAAAGUGUAUGCUACUAAAGCCCAAUUCAAAGAUAAUGGUGUGAUCCAUGACCUUAGAAUCGAGUGCGAUACGGUUGGGUCCAACAAUCCCAGACUCGUGCUUCGUUUGGAUUCGAAGAUAGUGAUGCAAGUCAAGCAUCUGCUAUGGAAAUUUAGAGGGAAUUGCACCAUUUCCAUUGAUGGCCUCCCUGUGGAAGUUUACUGGGAUGUUCAUAAUUGGUUGUUUGGAUCAACAGCUGCAAGUGCUGUUUUCAUGUUUCAGACUUGUUACGAAUUGGCAGAUCCGUCUACGGUUCCGUGGCCUUGUUCGCAGAGCUUGCAUUGUCCUGGUUUUUGUUUCACACUGUAUGCUUGGAAGAACGAAUAGUCGGCAACAAGAAUUGAUUUGUUUUUGGCAAAAAUCGCUAGCUAACGUUAUUUACUAGUCUUGAAACUUAAAAUUCUUUCGUUAACGGGUUCUUGUUAAGUUUAUAUACAUCUAAAUCAUAUCCUUUUCUUGUUCCAAUUGCUAAUUAUAUGUGAAAGUUGCAAUCUUGAUAUGAUUUUGUUGCAAUAUGUAUAUAGCUUCAACAUCAUCAUGGAUCUUUGAUCAAGAUCAUGGUCUCAUUUGUGAAUUUUUGGAUGUCAAAUUUAUGGAUCUUUUGAACU
Cynara cardunculus var. scolymus (artichoke) is the source of this 1314-nucleotide messenger RNA. RefSeq lists its product as uncharacterized. The record is from RefSeq and is a predicted model, not a curated record. The transcript has a single exon. Bases 155 to 1033 code for a protein of 292 amino acids. Lineage: Eukaryota; Viridiplantae; Streptophyta; Magnoliopsida; Asterales; Asteraceae.